AUGUCGACCAGCCGCAAAUUAAAGAGUCAUGGCAUGAGAAGGAGCAAGAACAGAUCUCCUCACAAGGGAGUGAAGAGAGGUGGCAGCAAAAGAAAAUACCGGAAGGGCGGCCUGAAGAAUAGGAAACGAGGCGAUGAUGCCAAUCGCAAUUACCGCUCCCACGUGUGA
Molecule: messenger RNA, 168 nt
Organism: Pipistrellus nathusii (Nathusius's pipistrelle)
Lineage: Eukaryota; Metazoa; Chordata; Mammalia; Chiroptera; Vespertilionidae
Source: the annotation of a GenBank genome assembly